GUGAUGUCACAAGGGGGCGGGGCUAUGCUUGACGGACAGGGCGCUGGGCGGGGCUGACAUCUCCAUUCUCCAUGAGUCGGCAAGGCCUCAGGACAGUGACUUGAUCUGAACCUGGGACUAACAGCCAAGGGGCUUCGGGGCAGCAGCAGCAGCAGCAGCAGCAGCAGCAGCAAUGGAGGAGCUGGGAGUGAUAGUGGAGAAAAUGCAGGAUGAUAUCCCUUCACUGAUGUCAUCCAGGCCCCACACUGGCCUGUCCUUUCUCGCUCCUGAACCCGAGGAUUUGGAGGACCUAUACAGCCGUUACAAGAAGCUACAACAGGAGCUGGAGUUCCUCGAGGUGCAGGAGGAGUACAUCAAGGAUGAACAGAAGAAUCUGAAGAAGGAAUUCCUCCACGCCCAGGAGGAGGUUAAACGCAUCCAGAGCAUCCCCCUGGUGAUCGGGCAGUUCCUGGAGGCUGUCGACCAGAACACAGCUAUCGUGGGCUCUACGACAGGUGAUUCCCAUCAUCUGCUAGUCGCAGGCACCAGCGCUGCCUGCUCCUUGUGGGGUGGUGGUGGGGGGACAGAUUCGAUUUCGGAGCAGGAGGAGGCCAUUCAGCCCCCUCCACCCUGCUGCCCCAUUCAGUAA
Messenger RNA from Carcharodon carcharias (great white shark), 628 nucleotides. Its product is annotated as 26S proteasome regulatory subunit 6B-like. The transcript is spliced from 3 exons. Bases 173 to 628 code for a protein of 151 amino acids. Lineage: Eukaryota; Metazoa; Chordata; Chondrichthyes; Lamniformes; Lamnidae. The record is from RefSeq and is a predicted model, not a curated record.